AAUAGCUCUAACAUUUUACAAGUAGUAAAACCAAUUUUUUAAAGUAUUUAUAGUUAAUUAUUUUAGCUCAUGCGUUUACUCUUAUAAAAUAAAAGCCUUGUAGUUCAUGAAUAGUAUUAGAGAGUUAGAUCUUAAAACAGCCUCUCUCCUACGUUCAAGUUUGUCAAUCUGCACCUACGCACAGGCAGUUGAGGAAGUUGUUUUUAAUGCCAUAGAUGCUGGAGCUACUUCUAUAUCUAUUACCGUAAAUUUUAGUACUUUAAGUUUUGAAGUCUCCGAUAACGGUUUCGGUAUAGAAGAAGAAGAUUUUUCAUUAAUUGGUGAGCGCUACGCUACAAGCAAAAUUAGAAAGUUAGAAGACUUAAAGAACCUCACUACGUUGGGCUUUAGAGGUGAAGCGCUAGCAAGUUUAAAAGAAACAUCUACUUUGGAAAUUAUUAGCCGUAGCUCGAACAGCUUUACCACAUAUUCAAAAAUAUUCCAAGAUGGUUGCGUACUAUUUUUAGGCCCAUCUGUAAAGAAGAGAUCUUCCGUCGGGUCCACCGUGCGUGUCCACAAUUUUUUACACAGUCUUCCGGUCAGACAGAAAAGACUUGUAGAGCUAAUAGAGAUCGAAAGUCUUAGCAAAAGACUUGAAGGUCUAUACUUAAUUCGGCCUUAUUUGACGAUUAUUCUGAAGGAUGAAGUCAACUCUCAAGAGAUCUUAAAAACUAAAAGAUGCGAGAGCAAGAAAUUAGCAUUCAGGCUUCUUUAUGGAAAUUUAAAGCUUUUAUGCAGUUGCGAGUUCUAUGAGCUGGCGGAGGCAUGUGACCGCUAUGCUCUUUCGGGGAUUGUGUGCUCUACAGGCUACUAUUCUAAGGAAUUUCAGUUUUUAUAUGUGAAUAGCAGACUCGUCCAAAAAUCUCAGUUUCACCGUCUUCUCGAUCGCAUCUUCGAUCACACAGCGAUUGGGAGUCGCUGGGCUCAUGUUCAGCCGGGAGGCAGGGAAAACGUGUUUGGAGUCUAUGUGUUGAACUUCUCCUGUUCUCCGUGCGAAGUUGAUAUUGGCUUUGAGCCGGCUAGAGUGACGGUAGAGUUCAAGGAUUGGAGCCCGGCGUUGCGCUUCUUUCGGGAGUCGUUACUCCAGUUUUUUAACUCAAAAGAUUUACUGAUGAAUUGUUCUCCCACAUUUAGUGAUACCUUAGCCAAUGGAAAUAUUCCUCAGGACUUAAUAGUCAAGAGGGAUAGUGCAGCUUAUAAUACCUGUUCCCAUCGUAAUUCGGUAGAAAGCGGAGACCCACUAAACAACGACGCUACUACUAUUCGUAGAGAAGUUACAGGAAAGGCAACAAAACUCUAUGUUGCAGAGAAAAUAUCUGAAAAAAAGUUUGGCUUUUUGAGCGACUUUGCCAUUUAUAGAAGUUGCAUAAAUAAGUGCUUUGAAGAUAAACGCAACCACUCGCCUUGUAAGCCAAGGAACUGUUCUUCUCACACAGCAGGUGACUGGGGCCGUACAAAGUCUGCGGGUGCUCCUCCGGAGAGUUCCGACGCCUCUGGAAAAACUGUCGUGGAAUUGUUUAGAAACUGGGUGAACCCUACCUUUGCGUUUAUUGGCCAACCUCGUCAUUCUAAGAACUUAGUAGGGGUUCCCGUUCAGUUUCAUAAGGAGAUGUUAAAGAGUGCCCGAGUGCUUCGCCAGGUCGAUAAGAAGUUCAUCGCGUGUAGAAUGGCCUAUACUGACCCUACUGGAGACCGCUCAGAACCAAUGGACCUGCUCGUGUUUGUUGAUCAGCAUGCUGCGCACGAGCGGAUUCGGCUUGAAAACUACUUCGAGCUCGUCCACCAAAAAGAAAUAUGCACUGUGUUGCUGGACCCUCCCUUACUGGUGGACGACCUGCGGGGUUGUGAUGUUGGAUCCCUGAAUAUGUACUCUAGGGAACUGGAAAAGUGGGGGGUUUUCUCUAACGCGAGGGGAAGUGGGGCUCUUGAAAUCACAGAAGUCUCGGAAGUCUUCAUCAGUUCUAUUGACUCUGACUCUGUCACUUCGCUAUUAAAAACCGCUGUGCAUGAACUUAUACAGACAAUGAGGUCCCUUUGCGGUAUAGCAGGCACGAUACCGCGGUGCUUUCUCGAUGUUCUUAACAGACUUUCCUGCAGAGGUGCCAUUAAAUUUGGCGAUAAGCUGGACUAUGCAGAGUGCGCGCGCCUUCUUGACUCUCUUUCACGAUUUGCCUUUUCAGUGUGCCCACGGCCGUCCUUCCAUGGUGCCUUUGGCCGACUUGUCAACGUUUACGGACAUGCCAAAGCGCUCACCCAAUUUAAGGAAGUUCGGCAACAAAUAAAGUUUUUACUUUAUAAGUCGUGGCUUCUUUUAUUAGGUACGGGUAGUGAUCGUCACGCGGCCGUUUGGUGGACGGCUGUUUUGAAGGAAAAUGGAGCGAAGGCGUGGCCGCCCCCCUCAUAAAAUUUGUUCUGAAACUCCACCCUGCAAAGUCAGUAGGAUUGGAUCGUAUCGCUUAUCUGUACUUAGAAGUUGCGCACCAGUGCAGGCGUAGUGCAUGAAGGAAGGCCGAGAGCCCUUCCAUAAUUACCAAAACAAAAACCGAGAGUGUUGCCCAUAUGAAGAAAGCAAUGUAAAGCACGAUAAAGCUUUUUGUGAAGGCUGGCCGCAAAACCAUAGUCCAUAAAACUUCGGAAAGCUUUUAAGCGCAUCAGUGUAAUCCUACUUUCUCACUAAAGAUCUUUUACCUGUGCGUGGGCCAAUGAUAAUGCCCACAAGCGGAGGUACGAUGCAGUGUUUGAUACGGCUCCAAGACAAAAUUCAAUAGUGUGGAUGGCCCGGUUCACUAAAAUUUCUCCAAAUCUGCCCUAUUGGAUGUACAAGUAGGAAAACAGCUUCAACAGCUUUCUCGGGCAGUAAUUAAGGAAUUUUACUGGUGGGUGGGAAGAUUCUCUACAAUGGAAAAGCCCAGUUACCUCGGGAGGGCCGCAAUGACUUUCGUCGGCAGCAUUGACCGGCUCCUGCACGAAUAACCCGAUCUCGCUGUUGCCUUCAGCCUCAUUUUCACAGUUC
This is a messenger RNA of Zophobas morio, 3052 nucleotides long. Its product is annotated as DNA mismatch repair protein Mlh3-like. The transcript is spliced from 22 exons. The record is from RefSeq and is a predicted model, not a curated record. NCBI's taxonomy places the organism in Eukaryota, Metazoa, Arthropoda, Insecta, Coleoptera, Tenebrionidae. Gene Ontology annotation, cellular component: mismatch repair complex. The coding region runs from base 107 to 2443 and encodes 778 amino acids. Gene Ontology annotation, biological process: mismatch repair. Gene Ontology annotation, molecular function: ATP hydrolysis activity; ATP binding; mismatched DNA binding.